Molecule: messenger RNA, 1841 nt
Organism: Nematostella vectensis (starlet sea anemone)
Lineage: Eukaryota; Metazoa; Cnidaria; Anthozoa; Actiniaria; Edwardsiidae
Product: translation initiation factor IF-2
Exons: 6
Coding region: 160-1707 (515 amino acids)
Molecular function (GO): calcium ion binding
Source: RefSeq, a predicted model, not a curated record
UACAAGUGGUCAUGACAACACUCAAUUCCAAAAUGGCGGCCUACGUGUGUACACAACUUGAUUUUCUGUAGUUCGUGGAUUUCAAACACGGAAUCAAACCGCCCCAAAAUCACAAAUAUGAAUUGGUGAUCAGAUAAGUCCCCGAAAAAUCAAAUUACAAUGGCUUGCAAUGAGAAAGAGUUCAAGCUUCCUAAACAAAGAGACUUUUUGCCCGCAAAGAAAUAUCGAGACGCCGUCAAGCGAUGGGGUGAACCGAACCAGAUGACUCGCAAAAGGGUUAUAAUCGUACCAACCAUACAGUGCGAAGAAAGAGAUGCAGAUGUAUACGGAGAUAGUAGAAGGAGGAGCGGGCUGGCAUCUAGUGCAGAUGGAUCUAGAGGAACGCGAGGUCAAAUUAACAACCAGCAUCUAGAGGACUCAGAGUCUUCUCAGGAGGCAAAGUACAAAGCAUGGCUGGCAGAGCGGAAGAAGCUGAGAUCCAUCCUAAACAACAGUGGUCUUAACCAGGAAUGGCUGUCCAAGAAAAAUACUAAAACAGCCCUUGAGCAGCGAGUCCUCAAGCGCAUGAAACAGGAGGCUAACCCUGAAAUACGGGUCAAGAAACUACCUCCAAUUGUAACUGCUGAUGAUGAAAACAUCACUGGAGUAGACAAAGGUGUUCCAACAAUCCGCCAACCCUCCCCAGCUGCGCUGGCGUUGAUACAAGAAUACCUAGACCAAAGAAGGUUGAGACUUGUUGACCUUUUUGCACAAGCAGAUAAGGACAAAAACUGGGUUGUGACAAGAGUAGAGUUCAGGAAUAUCAUUCGUUCCACUGGGAUCCCAAUAACAGAGUCUGACUUGGAGGAUUUGAUAAUGGCAUUAGAUAGAGAUGAUAAUGAUGCACUUGAUUACAGAGAACUGGCUAGUGGACGGCAAUCUUAUCUUGAGGAGAGAAAUGAAAGAAAAAGUGCAGGUAAAGGACCUCCAGAGCGUAAGAUUGCUGGCCUGCAAUCAGUCAAAGAGGAACCAGAGACAACUCAAUCAUCUGAGCAACUACCAAAACGACCAUCCAGCCCUCAGAGGCCCAAAAGUCCUAAUCGGCCAGCCAGCCCUCAGAGGCCCAGAAGUCCUAAUCGACCAUCCAGCCCUCAGAGGCCCAGAAGUCCUAAUCGGCCAGCCAGCACCUCGCAGUCGCCAUCUUCCAUUAUGCUUGACCGUCCGGACUCAUCACCAGCUAGACCAGCCUCUCAGAUGUCAGGGGUGUCGCUAUCCCGCUCAAACUCCUCACCAUCUUUGCUUGAUUUACCAGCAAUUGAGAUGACAGAGAAAGUUGAGAGACCAUCUCAAGAUGAGAUGAAAGAGAAACGAAUGAAGAAGCAACAGAAAAGGAAAGAUAAAGAGAAGGCUAAGUACAAGAAAAAGCCAGUUGAAAAGCUGACCGUGGCGCCGUCCACGCUAGGGGGUACCACGGGAGAGGUGAUAGACCGGUAUCGCAAGCUCACCUUGAAGGAGUACCAGGAAUCCGUCGAGCUCUGUCAGAUGCAUGGAGUCCCCCUCAGCAAGGCCAUGCUAGGGAGAGUGAUACUUUACCCGGAAGAUAAACCAGUCGCGCAAUGCAUCCCUAAGUCGAGGAAGGGCAUGUUCGCCAUUACCACGAGACAUCACGUGCCAGCAUCACAACGAGGCAGCCGGCCACCAAUAACAGGCCCGGAUUGGGUCACGUGAUACCCAGGAUUACUAAAUAGUGAGCUACAUCUCUUGUACAUAGGAAGUGAUUUAAAGAAGCGGUAAAUGAUAAAAAUACCACUUACAAUAAAUGUGUACUUAUUUUCAAAUAAAUUGUGCUCUUUUCUGGGCAA